UUUUAUCCCUUAAAGUAGUUUAUCCUGAUAUACGGUUCUAUAUUUCUUCAUUCCAAUUUAAGAUAUAAAUCUUCUACGCAAUCAAGUCAAUAAUGAAGAAUCAGCGAUACUUUAUGUAUUUGAAUACCGAUGUUAGAGAGCUUUUGAAAAGCAUAAGGAAUAAAAAAAAUGUACCUAGUCUAGUCGAAGAUAUGCUGUGAGUGGGACAAAUGAGAUUAUUAGCGGGAACACUAUUUCACUGUUCGGCCGAAGCUUUACAGUAAAACCAAGUAAAAGUGUGCAGAACUGGAUUUUAUUUAUCUACAGCUCUGUUUAGUACAAUUUAUUGUAUUGCUAUCAUUUGACAGUCUGCCGUAUUGUGUUGCGUGAUGUCACCGACUCAUAUGUGGCGAUAUCGCUGAAAAACAAUAUUAUCGAAUUCUAAUUCUGGUAGUGAGGUCCCUUUAAACGAUGGAAGUGUUUUUAAGCUGUAAAUGCUUUCUGAACUGGACCCUUUUGUGUGUUAUUGCUGCUCAUCAAGUUUCCACAGCUGCUAUUGAACCUAAGGAUACAUACCAGAGUCUCACUGAUUCUCAGGGUUUUUAUAAUAAAGAUGAUCAUGUUUUUGUACUUAACGCGGCAAAUUUCAAGUCCAAUAUUUAUGGAAGCAAGAGUUCCUGGUUAGUGGAAUUCUAUAACAGUUGGUGUGGAUUCUGUCGUCGAUUUGCCCCAACAUGGAAGGAGCUUGCACAAGAUAUUCUAGCAUGGAAAGACAUUGUGGUUGUGGCAGCUAUAGAUUGUGCUGACGAUGACAAUAAUCCUAUCUGUAGAGAGUAUGAAGUGAUGCAUUAUCCUAUGUUAAAAUUUUUCUCUGUGAAUGCAAGACUGGGAUCAUUUGGAAUUGAGAUUGACAAAGGCAAAGAUAUGGAAAAGCUUAGGCAAAAUGUAAUAGAUCAAUUGGAAAAAGAGCAGCAAGAAGGACGUGGUCUUACCUGGCCAAAUAUUACUCCUUACAGGGGUAUGGAAACUUCACAACUAUGGAAAUCUGUACGACAGAGUGUACAAUACAGCUUUCUUAUAUUUGAGACUGCAGAUUCUUUCCUUGGUACGGAAGUUAUAUUGGACAUGCAUCGUGUGAAUAAGAUACAUAUUCGCAGUGUAACAUCAGACAAUGAACCUCUGUGCAUACUGCAUAAAAUUAUAAAAUUUCCAACCCUGCUUGUCCUAAGUCGAAAUAAUACUAGUAAAAUAAUCAAUGUUAGGACACCAACUAGAGAGGGUUUCAGACAUGCCAUUAAAGAAUAUAUGCUCUCUCAAGGCAUAAGUAUAGAACUGCAAAAGACUCCUGAGAGGUCCAUGGAAUCACCAGGUCUUCAAACUUUGGAUGUUCAUAAGAAACUAGAUGAAGUGGACAUAAAACAUCCAAUAAAAGUAUACGGUGACGUGCUUUUCCAGCUCGAUCUGGAAACAGUCCUCAGGUACUCUUUAAACCAUGAAAUAACAUUGACAAAGCUAAUCGAGGGUGAGAAAAUGCAAGCUCUUAAAAGUUACGUGAACGUCCUAGCCAAGUACUUUCCGCUGCGGCGUAGUGGGGUUGUCUUUUUAGACGUGAUUCGCGAUAUUCUAGUUGAGAAAGAAAGUCUUUUAGGUAAAGAGUUCAUUCAGAUAAUACGUUCAACAGAAGAGGAGAUGUUUCCGGUGUAUUCAGGUCCUCAGGAAUGGAUAGCAUGCAAAGGAAGUACGAAUAAUUACAGGGGUUAUCCUUGUGGGUUGUGGAUAAUGUUUCACAUGCUGAGUGUCAAUUCAGCGAUACAGAAUAAGGGCAACGCACAACAUGACCCGACGGAAGUGCUUCGAGCUAUGCAUGGAUACAUAAAGAAUUUCUUUGGAUGUGCAGAUUGCUCAGAGCACUUCCAGGAGAUGGCAGCGAGAAAUAAGAUAUUCGACGUGAAAACCGCCAACGAAAGUAUCCUCUGGUUAUGGAAAUCACAUAACGAAGUGAAUAACAGAUUGGCUGGGGAUGAAACCGAAGAUCCAUAUCAUAAAAAAAUUCAAUAUCCAUCUCAGGAAUACUGUAGCUCUUGUAGACAUGCUAAUGGUUCUUGGAAUGAGAAUGAAGUUCUGAGUUAUCUCAACAAGAAGUACAGCUAUUCAGGUAUUAACUACUAUGGAUCGGAUGGCAAAUCAGAUGAACUUCCCAAAGAAAAAAUAGAAAUACGUCAAGAACGUUUGGCUCAAGAAAAAUAUGUGCCGCAGCGUAAACUUGGUUGGGAUUUCACUAUAUUUGAUAUAAGUAUCUGUGUAGUUCUAUAUGUUGUAUCGGCUGCCAUCCUGGUUUUGGUAUGCAUAAAGUUUGCUGUUAAAAGGACAUACAGGAAGAAAGUUUAUGUGUAUAAUCAUCUGGGAAAAGUGUAAUUUUAUGGUUAAUUUAAUUACAUGACAUGAGGAAUACCAGGACAGUAAGUGGUUGAUAGUGUGAACAUGGUUGUUUGAUAAGAACUAUAAAUAUUAAUACUGUAUAUAAAGAAAAGGAUUUUAACAUACUAUAUAUCUGUUAAGUGUAUGCUAAGUUGAAUCAAUAAUUCACUGUAUGUAUAUUUGAUUUACUGACAGAUUUAAUUGAUCGAUUUACAUCUAGGCUGCUUUAUACUUUCACAAUAUGUAAGACCUCUGAUAGAGAACUUUGCUUUGAUGCGUAACAAUUACAUAUGCAAAUUCACUAGCAAGUUUAAUUAUAUUUGAUGUUAUUAAAAUUCAGGAUUAUUCUGUCAAAAUUGGCUUGCAGAGAUCUUGAGGUAUAGCAUGUAGUUGAAUGGAGUGAGACGUAAAUGAAUAAUAAGACUACAAAGACUA
Cephus cinctus (wheat stem sawfly) is the source of this 2832-nucleotide messenger RNA. RefSeq names its product sulfhydryl oxidase 2. The coding region runs from base 451 to 2394 and encodes 647 amino acids. Gene Ontology annotation, molecular function: protein disulfide isomerase activity; flavin-dependent sulfhydryl oxidase activity. The transcript has 4 exons. Gene Ontology annotation, cellular component: Golgi membrane. The record is from RefSeq and is a predicted model, not a curated record. Gene Ontology annotation, biological process: protein folding. Lineage: Eukaryota; Metazoa; Arthropoda; Insecta; Hymenoptera; Cephidae.